Messenger RNA from Dimorphilus gyrociliatus, 1432 nucleotides. NCBI's taxonomy places the organism in Eukaryota, Metazoa, Annelida, Polychaeta, Dinophilidae. The record is from the annotation of a GenBank genome assembly.
AGCCAAUGAAAAUCGUCCACGAAAAAGCAACGUGUGUUUACUUCAUUUGAGACCGGGAAAGGGGGAUUGAAUUAUUUCAUUCUGAAAGUUGAAAGGGUGAACUUGAGCCAUGUAUCGUUCUAUAGUUUUUCUGCUGGGUUGUGCAGCUGUAAGCUACGGUUUAUACUCUCCGUCCGACGAUGUUAUUGAUCUAGACGCGUCUAGUUUCAAUAGAGAAGUUGUGAAUAGUGAUGACUUGUGGAUCAUCGAAUUUUAUGCCCCAUGGUGCGGUCAUUGUCAGCAACUUGCUCCAGAAUAUAAAAAAGCUGCAACAGCUUUGAAAGGAAUUGCCAAAGUCGGUGCAGUUGAUAUGGAUAAACAUCAAUCAGUUGGAGGACCAUACAAUGUUAGAGGCUUCCCUACUAUAAAAGUCUUUGGAGCAAACAAGAAUUCUCCGUCUGAUUACAAUGGUGCACGAAGUGCAUCUGGUUUGGUUGAUGCCGCACUGAAUGGUUUGAGACAAAUAACUUCGGCUAGAUUGUCUGGACGUGGAGGAAGCAGUGGAGGUGGUAGUGGUAGUAGAGGAGGAAGCAGCGGAGGCUCCAAACCAGGAAAUCAAGAUGACGUCAUUGAAUUGACUGAUUCCAACUUUGAAAAAUUGGUUUAUGGUAGUGAUGACAUAUGGUUGGUCGAAUUCUUCGCACCAUGGUGCGGUCAUUGUAAAAAUUUGGCUCCCCAAUGGGCUUCUGCCGCUACUGAAUUGAAAGGCAAAGUUAAAGUAGCCGCCGUUGAUGCAACUGUAAAUACAGUUGUAGCCAGUAGAUUUGGAAUCCGUGGUUAUCCCACUAUUAAAUAUUUCCCAGCUGGAGCUAAGGAUCAAAAUUCGGCUGAAGAGUACGAUGGUGGAAGGACAUCUGGUGAUAUUGUUAGAUGGGCUUUGGAUAAACUUGCUGAAAAUGUUCCUCCCCCAAAGGUUGAACAAAUUACAAGUUCAAAAGUACUUGAAGAUGCUUGCGCUGAAAAACAAUUAUGCAUUGUUGCAUUUUUGCCUCAUAUAUUGGAUUGUCAAUCGAAAUGCCGUAACGACUAUAUCUCCGUUUUAUCAGAAUUAGGAGCAAAAUACAAGAAGAAGAUGUGGGGAUGGGCUUGGUCUGAAGCUGGUCAACAAUCCAAAUUGGAGGAUGCUCUAGGAAUUGGUGGCUUUGGAUAUCCAGCAAUGGCUGCAGUUAACUCGAGAAAAGGAAAAUACUCUCCAUUUAAAGGAUCUUUUGGUCAAACCGGAAUUGAUGAGUUCUUGAAAGCUCUCUCCUUUGGAAGAGGAUCAACCGUUCCAAUCGGAGGAGGAAAAUUGCCAGAAGCAGCUGAUAUCGAUGCCUGGGAUGGAAAAGAUGGAGAAUUACCAAAAGAAGAAGAAAUUGAUCUUUCUGAUGUUAAACUCGAUGACGAAUUAUAA